CCCCCCCCCCCUCCCCACCCCCAAACCUUCUCAUCCAAUCCGCGUCGAACGAUAACCGAUCUGUGCAUCCAUCUCUUCGUCCGGGGUAGGUGUUUAUCACUUCGCGUCGUAGCUUUCAAUCCAUCCAUGUUUUGAGUUCACGUUGUCUGUAUUACUUGCUAUUGGACACACAGUUCGCCACGACAAGCCACGAUGGGAGGUUUCCGCAGAGCUUAGAGUUAACUACGUACUUCCGAGGAGAAGCACCGAGACAUUGAGGUGGUACUACAUUUGACGACCUACCUGAAAGAUAUCAUAUAAAACAUGGCACAUCUCAUCAAGCUCGUGUUCGAAGUAAUUGGCGCCGGGCCCCUCGAUGCGCCUCCGACAUGUCGGCCGGCCUUCACCGCUACCAGCGCUGGACACGGCACCGAGGAGAAAGAGGCUUGCGCGGCGCCGACUGAGCUCGACACUGAGAAGCAGACGGUGGAGAAUGCUUCCGUUCAGGCGGGAGUGACGACUAUCCAAGCUACCCAAGCUAUAUGGGGCAAGAAAGGCCGAUGGCUGGUUAUUGUCGGGCUAUGUCUCAUCAUGAUAAUAUAUGAAAUCGACAACAGCACCGUCUACAUCUACCGCAACUACGCGACCUCGGAGUUCCAGUCACUCUCCAAGCUCGCCACGCUCAGCACCGCCGGCACCAUCAUCUUCGCGAUCGCCAAGCCGCCCAUCGCCAAGCUGUCCAACGUGAUCGGGCGAGGGGGCACGUACCUGCUCGCCAUCACCUUCUACAUCCUCUCGUACAUCAUCAUGGCGUCCGCCAAAAGCUUCAGCGCCUACGCCGCGGGCUCGGUGUUCUACUCCUUCGGGCAGUCCGCCACGAACCUCAUGAACGACAUCGUGAUCGCGGACCUGACGACCGCGCGCUACCGCGCCCUCGGCAUCUCGCUCUCCUUCUGGCCGUUUCUGAUCACCCCCUGGACCGCGGCCUUCAUCGUCGACAGCGUGACGGCGCCGAGCGGCAUCGGCUGGCGCUGGGGCAUCGGGAUGUUCGCCGUCCUGAUGCCCUUCUGCGCGAGCUUCAUCGUCGCCACGCUGUUCUACUACCAGGCGCAGGCGAAGAAAACCGGCCUAGCGCCGACGCCCCGGAGAAUCUCCGUCUACCAGUUCUGCUCGCAGAUCGAUCUGGGCGGCGUCGUCUUGUUCAGCGGCGGGCUGGCGCUCCUGCUUAUUCCAAUGACGCUCGCGGCCACCACGCCCGCGAGCUGGCGGACGCCGUGGAUCGAGGCGCUGAUUGCGCUGGGCGCGGCGCUGCUCAUCGCGCUGCCGUUUUACGAGCACUAUCUUGCGAAGCAUCCUGUGGUGCCGCCGCAUUACUUCGCGAACCGCACCAUUCUGCUGUGCUGCAUCCUGAUCGCGCUGGACAAUCUUGGGUUCUCCGUAACCCACACAUACAUAUACGCCUGGGUGACAGUCGCCCGGGGCCUCAACGCCCGCGACGCCACCUUCUUCACCUACACAAACGGCGUAGCCCAAUGCCUCGUCGCGAUCCUCGCCGGCCUCGCCAUGGCCCGCUCCCGGCGGUACAAAUGGGUCUGCGUGCUCGGCGCCUGCGUCCGCCUAAUCGGGUACGGCGUGAUGGGCCGGCUGCGCGGCUCCUCCUCAGACAACAGCAUCGCCGAGAUCUUCAUCGUGCAGCUGAUCCAGGGCAUCGGCAGCGGCAUGGUCGGCUCGACGCUGCUGAUCCCCGCGCAGGCCGUGCUCUCGCACGCCGAGAUGCCGCAGAUCACGGCGCUGGUUAUCUGUUUUGCGUUUGUGGGGGGGAGCGUGGGCGCGUGUGUUGCCGGGGGGAUAUACACUGGUACGAUAGAGGCGCAGCUUUCGCGAUUCCUGGGACAUGGUGCGACGGUGGAGACGGUGGCUGCGUUGGCGAACUCGAUUACGGGUGUUGUGCCGGCCUGGGGCACGGCAGAACGGGUGGCUAUUGGCUUCGCGUUUACGGAGGUUAUGAAGUACAUGACGUACGCAGCUAUAGGAUCAUCAACCAUAGCUUUGAUCGGAUCGCUGUUCAUGCCUAAUUUCGAACUGCCUGACAGGAAUAAUCUCGUGGAAGAAUGAGUACUGUGUGGGUAGGGGGAUGGGAACGAGCAGAUGUUUUGGGUAUAGGUGCGGUAAUGUAGAAAGCAAAGAAUCAUUAACCAAUACAAUCCUCCAAUCAAUAUUAACAGUGAAACCUCAUAUCUACUAGACUAGUAUCAGGUAAUUAGUCCGGUCUGCGCAAAUCCCCAAUGAAAACGGGAUAACUCAUAAG
Messenger RNA from Hypoxylon fragiforme, 2287 nucleotides. RefSeq names its product MFS general substrate transporter. The transcript is spliced from 8 exons. Bases 304 to 2094 code for a protein of 596 amino acids. Gene Ontology annotation, molecular function: transmembrane transporter activity. The record is from RefSeq and is a predicted model, not a curated record. Gene Ontology annotation, biological process: transmembrane transport. Lineage: Eukaryota; Fungi; Ascomycota; Sordariomycetes; Xylariales; Hypoxylaceae.